Linum tenue is the source of this 2065-nucleotide messenger RNA. NCBI's taxonomy places the organism in Eukaryota, Viridiplantae, Streptophyta, Magnoliopsida, Malpighiales, Linaceae. The record is from the annotation of a GenBank genome assembly.
UCUGAUUCUGCGGAAGUGAGGACUAAUGGAGAGUAGUAACUGAAAAAUGAAAUUCCAACCGCGAACUGGCGAAAACCGGUUCUUAGUGGAACCUAUAAAACCGCUUAGUUCACUCGAACUCAACUUCCUUAAACCCCCACUACGCCUCGACGCCCAAAUUCUCUCGAAAACCCUAAUUUAUACUCCUCCUUCUCCCUCUUCCCUCGCCUCCCUGUGUUCCUCUCUGUCUCUGUAAACGGUGCUUCAAUGGCGACACCAUCGUUGGACGAAGCCACCGCCAAGGAAGUCCUCCGACAGGUGGAGUUUUACUUCAGUGAUAGCAAUCUCCCGCGGGACAAGUUCUUAUCGAGCACCGUUGCAUCUAGCGAAGAUGGAUUGGUAAGCCUGGCUCUGAUAUGCUCAUUCAAGAAAAUGAGGGGUUACCUGAAACUGCAAGAGGCCAAGCAGGAUGAAAUCUCAGAGGAUACUUUGAAGGCAGUUGCUGAUACUCUUGCAAAAUCUGCUUCUCUUAAACUCUCUGAAGAUGGUAAGAGAGUUGGUAGGAUUGGUCCUCUAAUGAAACCAGAAGAGUUGGUGGAGCAAUUGGAUGGAAGAACGAUUGCAGCAUCGCCGUUGCCCUAUGAUGUGAGUCGCGAUGCAUUGCUGACAUUCUUCGGUCAAUAUGGCCAGGUCACUAGUCUGAGGUUGCCUAACCACAUAGCUAACAAAAGAGUAUUGUGUGGCACUGCUUUGGUUGAGUUUCCAACCGAUGAAGAGGCUGAGAAAGUCUUAGGUCAAAUCUUGGAAUUUGAAGGUGUACAGCUAGAACUGAAACCAAAGAAGGAAUUCGAUGAAGACAGGCAGAGUAAAUUAGCAGAAUUUAGAGCUGCUAAUCCCCAAUGGAAUAAUGACAAUAACAAAAACUCGAGCCCACAGGCAGAGUACACGAAGGGGUUGAUUGUUGCUUUUAAAUUGAAAAGCAUAUCAACGGGAGAUGAGGCAAAACAGGAUGGCAACCAGGAAUCUGUUAAAGAUGGCGAGACUGGGCCUAAAGCAGCUGAAGAAAUGCCUACAAGUUCCGUGGAGAAAACUACCGAAGAAGGACAGGGGAAGGCUUCAGAAGAUGAUGCCGAUAAUAACAAGGAAGAAGUGGCUGCUAUGGAUACUGAGAAGGUUGAAAAGGCGGAUAAUGAAAAUGUCACUGAAAACAAGGAAACAAAGACUGAUGAGGGGGAGGAGUCAAACAAAGAUUUUGUUGAGAAGAAUGUGAAACAGGGUAACAAAUUUGACCUUUCUGCCUGCAAGAAUGACAAGAACAUCAUGUUGCGAGAGGAUCUCAAGGCUGUCUUCUCUAAAUUUGGCGCUGUGAAGUAUAUUGAUUUUAAAAUGGGAGAGGAUUCAGGAUAUGCGAGAUUCGAGAAACCUGAAGCUGGUCAAAAGGCUCGUGCUGCUUCAAUCUUGGCAGAGGAGGGAGGACUGACUGUUAAAAACUUCAUCGUCUCUUUAGAACCAAUAUAUGGCGAUAAGGAAGCGGAGUAUUGGGCCCAGGUCCGAACCAAUCAAGACAACCGCAAAGCUAGCUUCAGCAAUCGAGGAGGAAGGGGAGGCAGGUUCCACCGUGGCGGUAAGCAUCCUCGUUCUAGGGAUAAUGAUUCGGGAAGAGGUGGUCGUAACAAGUUCCAGAAGGUUGGAGCCUGAGUUUGAAUCUCAGCAAAACCAGCUUUGCUAGGAGAAGACUUCCCAAAAGGAGUAUGAGGUUAUUGAUUUCCCAUGCACAGACCUUGUGAUGAGCUUCUAAUGCCUCUUUAUGAUCUCUCUCUCGCCUAUGCUAUUGUCUUAUGGUGAUUGAGACUAGAGAGGAUGGUGAGGGAAUGAACUGUUUGUUUAGUAAAUGUUUGUUUAGUUAAACUUGGUGAAGUUGUUAUAUUCCGUAGAAAGAAAUUUUGCUUUGAGCCUUUUAUAAUGCAUGGUAUUAUUUGAAGCUUUUUGCUGGCCACCAUUUCCCUUCUUUAGGUAUGGGUCGAAAUUAGCUCUGAUGGUUUUUUUUUUGUUUUUUUUUUUUUGACAAAGAGGUUACUUAUAUUUC